This is a messenger RNA of Colletotrichum orchidophilum, 885 nucleotides long. RefSeq lists its product as uncharacterized. The transcript is spliced from 2 exons. The record is from RefSeq and is a predicted model, not a curated record. Bases 1 to 885 code for a protein of 294 amino acids. Gene Ontology annotation, molecular function: peptidase activity. Lineage: Eukaryota; Fungi; Ascomycota; Sordariomycetes; Glomerellales; Glomerellaceae. Gene Ontology annotation, biological process: proteolysis.
AUGACGCGCCUAUCCUUCGUCCAGGUGAGCGACGGGGCUAAGCUCCACGUCAAAGUCCUUGGUGACAAUGAUGCAACCAAGCCUCUGUUAAUAGUCUUACAUGGCGCACCUGGCUUGUCCGAUCAUAGAGAGCCGGCCUCGUCUUUCGGGUUCCUGGCAUCUGACUUCCGAGUUCUAGUCUAUGAUGCGAGAGGCAGCGGCAACAGCGACUUGAAGCCACCAUACACUGAUGAACGAUGGGUGACAGAUGUGGACGAAUUGAGGGCCUGGUCGGGCGCAGAGAGAUUCGUUCUGGCUGGGGGCUCCUACGGAGGUUUUGUCGCCUUGCAGUAUGCCAUAGCACAUCCCGAUCGUCUACUGGCCCUCAUUCUGAGAGAUACAUGGGCAUAUGGCCUCCGUGGAACUUUCAACUUCAUCAAAACUGUGCUUACCAGCGAUCGCAUCAAGCCGGAUGCGGAUCGACAAGUCCGACUCCAUAGCGGCAACAUUCGGGACAACGAGGACUUUGCUGCUUCCUUUGCGGAAAUUGUUGACAUCUACACACCGAAAGACGAUUCCGCGAUUGUAGAUUCACGAGAGGCUAUCUUUGAGGGCAACAUUGCCGACGAGUAUAACCUGCAUUACGAGACGCAUAAUUUCGCCUUUUCUCACAACCUUCCUCGUUUUGAUGUGCGAUCACAAUUGCAGGACAUCACUGCGCCAACGCUCAUUGCGACUGGAAGACAUGAUGUCGUUGUUCCCUUCGAAUAUGGGGAAGAAAUCAGCAAAGGCAUCCCAAUCAGCGACCUCGUCAUCUUUGAGAAGUCCGGGCAUAGUCCGCCAACUGACGAGCCAGAAGCUUUCCGUGAGACAGUCUCACGUUUUCUUUCGAGAUGGCUCAAGUGA